Messenger RNA from Hippopotamus amphibius kiboko, 4718 nucleotides. It is a transcript of the gene RASAL1, whose product is annotated as RAS protein activator like 1. The transcript has 22 exons. The record is from RefSeq and is a predicted model, not a curated record. Bases 628 to 3036 code for a protein of 802 amino acids. NCBI's taxonomy places the organism in Eukaryota, Metazoa, Chordata, Mammalia, Artiodactyla, Hippopotamidae. Gene Ontology annotation, molecular function: GTPase activator activity. Gene Ontology annotation, biological process: intracellular signal transduction; regulation of GTPase activity; negative regulation of Ras protein signal transduction.
CUGGCAGUCCCAGUCUCCGCGCGCCGGGGUCUGCGAGGCUCGUGCGCUCUUGGCACGCUCGGCUGGGGUGCCGGCAGAGGGCGCGCGAGGGGGCCCGGGAACGGGGGGGCGGGGGGCCCCACGGGAGGCGGGAUUGCGGGGAGGGCUCUGGGCCGCCCCCUCCCGCCCCCUGUCUGCCCCGCCUGCCCACCAGGAGCGCCAGGCUGGAAGGCAAGGGCUGGCGGUGUCCCCCGUGCGCUCUGCAGGCUCGGCGCCCGGCUCCUACCUGUAGAGUCCGGGGGGGCCGCCCCUCCUCGGACACCUAUCCUUUCUCCUCCUUCGGAAACCUCCCGCCCGGCUACCCGCGUCUCGGACAGGGGGCGCUGGGGCCCCGAGACAGGGUGCCAGGCUCGCUGCUGGUGACAGGUAGACUCCCUCCCCGCCGCGGUCUAGCCUCGGAACCUGGGCGCCCUUCUGGCCGGAAAGUUUGGGGCUGAGCACCAUGGCCAAGAGCAGCUCUCUGAAUGUCCGCGUCGUGGAGGGCCGAGCGCUGCCCGCCAAGGACGUGGAGGUCAGAGAUGGAACCAAGAGAGGUACUCAGAGACACAGGACACUGACCAGACCGAGGUGUUCAGGGAUGGAGAGCAGAUGCGGAGGCACACCCGGCAGAGGGAGCUAAGGUCUGGGAGCAGCGACCCCUACUGCAUAGUGAAAGUGGACGACGAAGUGGUGGCCAGGACAGCAACCAUCUGGCGGAGCCUGAGUCCCUUCUGGGGGGAGGAGUACACCAUGCACCUGCCCCUGGAUUUCCACCAUCUAGCCUUCUACGUGCUGGACGAGGAUACGGUGGGGCACGACGACGUCAUAGGCAAGAUCUCACUGAGCAGGGAGGCCAUCGCAGCUGACCCCCGAGGAAUUGAUAGUUGGAUCAACCUGAGCCCUGUGGACCCAGAUGCAGAGGUGCAGGGUGAGAUCUGCCUGGCCGUGCAGAUGCUGGAGGAUGUGCGUGGCCGUUGUCUUCGCUGUCACGUGCUCCAGGCCAGGGACCUGGCCCCCCGAGACAUCACUGGCACGUCUGACCCAUUUGCACGUGUGUUUUGGGGCAGCCAGAGCUUGGAGACUUCGACCAUCAAGAAGACUCGCUUCCCACACUGGGAUGAGGUGCUGGAGUUGCGGGAGAUGCCGGGUUCCUCAUCCCCGCUGCGGGUGGAGCUCUGGGACUGGGACAUGGUUGGCAGGAAUGACUUCUUGGGCAUGGUGGAGUUCUCCCCGCAGGUCCUGCAGCAGAACCCGCCCAAUGGCUGGUUCCGCCUCCUGCCCUUUCCCGGAGCGGAAGAGGAUUCUGGGGGGAGCCUGGGUGCUCUGCGGCUGAAGGUGCGCCUGACCGAGGACCGCAUCCUGCCCUCCUGGUACUACCAGCCACUCAGGGAGUUGCUCAUGGAGUCUGUGCUGGGGCCGGCAGAGGAGGAUGCCGCCAGCCCCCUGGCUGUCCUGGAGGAGCUGACCUCGGGGGACUGCCGCCAGGAGCUUGCCACCAAGCUGGUGAAGCUCUUUCUCGGCCAGGGCCUGACAGGGCCCUUUCUGGACUAUCUCACCCAGCGUGAGGUGGCACGGACCACUGAUCCCAACACCCUCUUCCGUUCUAACUCCUUGGCAUCCAAGUCAAUGGAACAGUUUAUGAAGCUCGUGGGCAUGCCCUACCUGCACGAGGUCCUGAGGCCGCUGAUUAACCGCAUCUUCGAGGAGAAGAAGUACAUGGAACUGGACCCGUGCAAGAUGGACCUGGGCCGCACCAGGAGAAUCUCCUUCAAGGGAGCAUCCUCCGAGGAACACGUGCGGGAGGCCAGCCUGGGGCUGCUGACCGGCUACCUGGAGCCCAUCGUGGAUGCCAUUGUGGGCUCCGUGGGGCGCUGCCCGCCCGCCAUGCGCCUUGCCUUCAAGCAGCUGCGCCAGCGCGUGGAGGAGCGCUUCCCCCAGGCGGAGCACAAGGAUGUGAAGUAUCUGGCCAUAAGUGGCUUUCUGUUCCUGCGAUUCUUCGCGCCUGCCAUCCUCACCCCAAAGCUGUUUGACCUCCAGGACCAGCACGCAGAUCCCCAGACCAGCCGUUCAUUGCUGCUCCUUGCCAAGGCUGUGCAGAGCCUUGGAAACCUGGGCCAGCAGCUGGGCCAGGGCAAGGAGCUGUGGAUGGCCCCCCUACACCCCUUCCUGCUGCAGAGUAUUUCGCGUGUGAGAGACUUCCUGGAUCAGCUGGUGGACGUGGAUGGGAAGGAGGAUGUUGGGGGCCCAGCCAGGGCCCUGGUCCCACCCUCGGUGACCAUUCGAGAAGGCUACCUGCUCAAGCGUAAGGAAGAGCCCUCCGGCCUGGCCACAUGCUUUGCCUUCAAGAAGCACUACUUCUGGCUCAGCGGGGAGACGCUCUCCUACUCCAAGAGCCCCGAGUGGCAGAUGCGCUCCUCCAUCCUGGUGUCGCACAUCCGCGCCGUGGAGCGCGUGGACGAGGGCGCCUUCCAGCUGCCGAACGUGCUGCAGGUGGUGACGCAGGAUGGCACCGGGGCGCUGCACACCACCUACCUCCAGUGCAAGAAUGUGAAUGAGCUCAACCAGUGGCUGUCGGCACUGCGCAAGGCCAGCGCCCCCAACCCGAACAAGCUGGCCACCUGCCACCCCGGUGCCUUCCGCAGCGCGCACUGGACCUGCUGCCUCCAGGCUGAGCGCUCAGCUGCUGGUUGCAGCCGCACACACUCUGCCGUCACUCUGGGGGACUGGAGUGACCCACUGGAUCCCGACGCUGAGACCCAGAUGGUGUAUCGGCAGCUGCUUCUAGGGCGGGACCAGCUCAGGGUGAAAUUCCUGGAGGAUUCCAACAUGGAUACAACUCCGGAGGCAGACACAGAGAAGGGCUCCAGUGCCACAGAAGGGGCCUGUCCUGAUGCCCUGGCUCGGCAGAGAGAGACAGCUGCCCGCCUGCUGGAGGUGCUCGCAGACCUGGAUCAAGCCCACGAGGAAUUCCAGCAGCAGGAGCAGGGGAAGGUGGCCCCGGGCCCCCUGAGGCCCUGAGGAGAUGCCAGAGCCAGCCUGGAAGGAGGAGGAAGGAGCAAGUGGGCCCUUCUCAGCGUCCCCUGACCCAGGAAUCUCCUAGUGUCUAUCCUGUACCUCACUGAUGCUGUGGCUUGCAGGCCCCUAGAGAUAUCCUAGUCCCAUGUGUCCUAAGCCCAGAAUCCAGGCAUGGAAGCCCUUUGGCAGGGGACCAGCUGCACACUGAAUGAAUCUCACCCUCUGAGUUGAGCCAGACUGGGGUGGAUGGAGUAAGGAACCUGACUCACUUGGCUUAGCCUGAGGCCUCUGCUUCACUGGACUGACCUCUAUCCACACUGACAAGGCCAGCUUGGCCCUGAGCUGCUGGAUACAGCUGUACCUGAAUCCCUGAUGUCCAUGUGGACUUGUUACCCUAGACAGGCACUAAAUGGGCUCAUCCCUUCCUGUUUUCAUGUCUGCCAAUCCCUAUAACCUCAUUGAUCCUCCUGAUUCCUGUCCUUGGCUGAGAAUCCUAACCACGAGCUUCCAGAAUCAGGUGCCCUCAGGAAUAACUGAGGCUGAGAGCCCAGUGGCCUGACUCAGACUUGGGAGACCUUGGACCAGGCUCUUUCCCUCUCUUCGAGCCUCAGUUUACCCUGUAUAAAAUGAGGAGGGAGUGAGUUUAGAUGUGUGGUUUUCAAAAUGGGUUCCAUGGCGAUAGCUUGGGAGACAGGGAGGGAUUUCUCAGACUGUGGUCCAAAGUCCACCCUCAGGUUGUCUGAUAGAAAUGUAGAUUCCUGGGACCCACCCAGAUCUACUGAGUCAGAAUCUGAGGGAGUACGAGGGCAGGCAUCAGCGUUUUAAACAGAUUCCACAGGUGAUGUGGAUGCAUAUGAGAUUUGAGGAUCACAGGACUGGGCAAUUUUAUAUAUUGAGGUGAGAUUUUGUUUGAGAAUAAAUCACAGGACGUAAACACCCAACUGGAAGCAUUGGAAGGGCCUCCAAAGACUCAUUUCUGGUUUUGUGUGACUAGAGGAUAGGACAGACAGAACCCUAAGCCUGUCUGGCUGGAAGGCAACAUGAACCAGGAAAGAUGCAGUGCUAUCCCGAGGGUGACCGGCAGGGGUCUCCUGGAGCCGCAGCAUCCUCCACAGCCUCCCAGCAUCCUGGGAUGUUGCAGAGGCUGAUAGGAGACUUGCUGCAGAUCCUGGGAUAUAUCCCUGUCUCUCCCUAGACAGAACCUGGUCCUCCUCCCUGAGGGCAGAGGCUGGGGCUCUGAGGUUCCAACAAGCCGAUCAUGGCAUCUCCCAGCUCCUCCAUAUUUUCCUGGAGGCUCCCAGCCCGAGUUCCUCAUGCCCAGUAAUUGUACCAGGGAGAAGCUGUGUGCAUUGCCGUGCCCAUGCUUGAGAACAGGAACUUUCACCUGUGCCCUCUUGGGGGCUAGGAUUGGGACGGUCUGCCUCUGCCACCAUCACACCCCCUGCCUGCUCCAGGACAAGAAAAGUAUGGGGACCCCCUCAUCUCCAGCUGCCCAAGGCUGACAGGGGCAGUGGUCCUGGGUCAUCAUUUUGUUGCAAGCUCCCCCAUGGAAUGGACCGAAAGCCCCCAGAAACAGAGCCACCCACGCCCCUUCUUGACAGGAAAAGAUCCAGCUGAGGAGGAGAAAGACCAUUUAUUUCUCCACCCACAGUGGGACUGGUAGAUUUUCAAAAGAGCAGUCGCUG